Strongylus vulgaris is the source of this 726-nucleotide messenger RNA. NCBI's taxonomy places the organism in Eukaryota, Metazoa, Nematoda, Chromadorea, Rhabditida, Strongylidae. The record is from the annotation of a GenBank genome assembly.
AUGGUAACAAAUCGAGGAGGAACCGUGCCAGUAACCACUUAUUAUCGUGGAGGGAGCGUUUAUCAGUCGCGAACUACAAGUUUCUAUGCUCGUAACCCAGUCUCCAACACAGUUCCACUAUCCAACAUCAACACUCGUCCCACUCAGAGCGAUACCACUACUACUGCGCCCAGGUUCUUCCCUAUGUCAUUGGCUGCAACACCGCAAUUCGUUGAUAAUGUGAGUAUGCCAAUACAGUUCCCAUUGCCGGUGAGGCGCAUGGUUCACCAGGUACAACCACUGCCAUCUCGUCGUGACAUUCGUCUCACAACACCUACACCGAUAAUGAUAUCUAAGAAAGCACCGAUAGGUGUAGAUGUGACAUGUGCCGGGACGAGCGAGAGAAGGAGCAGCGGUGAUGAGGCGACUAGUGCACCCAGCCGUGACACAGAAACAAAAAAUGAAGAGAAUAUGGAGGUCUCAGAAGCGAAUCACGGCGAUAAUGAAGAAACGGAAGAUGAUGGGAACACCUCGCCAGAUGUGUUAAGAAGCAAUGAGGACACUUGGGAUUUCUGGGAUCGUGUCUAUAGCGAUCCGGAACUGCGACAAAGUAUGCAGGAAAGACAGAGAGAUUCUCCAAUGGCGGAAUUACUGCAUUCGGAUAAACUCUGCAAAGCACAACUAGUUUUCUUUAAUGUUCCGCGGACAACAACACGUUGUUCGAAGUUUAAUUCACCGCGAGAUUAA